Xenopus laevis (African clawed frog) is the source of this 2212-nucleotide messenger RNA. RefSeq lists its product as hypothetical. NCBI's taxonomy places the organism in Eukaryota, Metazoa, Chordata, Amphibia, Anura, Pipidae. The transcript is spliced from 2 exons. Bases 16 to 918 code for a protein of 300 amino acids. The record is from RefSeq and is a predicted model, not a curated record.
UUUUUGUAACAUUCCAUGACGUGGGCUGAACAUUAUAUGAAAGAGCCGGCCGAGCCCAGGAGGACCCACAACCUCAACAUGGGUUUAGCCACUUUGCUUCUCGCUUUGUUCCUCAUCUGCCAUGGGGGGGUCAGCGAGAUACUUCAGAGCUUCAAUGAUGUUCCUCACUGCCAGAACUUCUUCCACCAAGGUCAGGAGCCCAUUAGACUAGACUCGCCCAGCACAGCCCGUAUAUGUCAGCGACUACAAGGGGUGUAUUAUUAUGCCACCCUGUACCACCGGGACGCCCGAGUGCCAAUCUACUCCGCUUAUAUCCUGGAGAAAUCCACCACCUCCCGACCCGACCUGUCCUCUAGCAGCUGGUACCUGGAGCCCAUGUUGGCAGAACUGCCCCAGGAGAACAUGCUCCAGCCGUCCCAUAGUGCACUGCAGCCGGAAUUAGCGCGGGUGACUGAGAGUCAAGCUGUUAAUGAUGAUUAUAGGAACUCGGGUCUCACGCGGGGGCACCUGAACCCUAGUGGGCACCACAGCAGUGAGUCUCAGCUCUCCACCUUCACUUACACCAACAUGGCACCACAACAAGGAAACUUCAACAGCGGCUCUUGGAAUAAUUACGAGACUUUCCUAAAGGACAGUGUCCUCCCCUCCUGCUCCCAGACCCACGUUAUUACGGGCGUUAUACUGUCGGGGUUCAACCCCGAGGAGGGCGUGUGGCUGCGGGGGCGAGUCAAUGUGCCCACAUUCUUUUGGAGUGCGUUUUGCUGUGUGCGAGGAGACGGCUCCCGGCGGGCAGAGGGCCGAUUGGGCAGUAACGUUGCUCCUUAUGAAGUUCUCACAAAAUCUGUCCCUCAGCUGGAAAGUGUCCUUAGUCAGGAGUACGGCCAGAAUGUCUUACUCUUCCCUGGUGGGUGUCAGUAAUUUCCAUUAAAUCCAAACCCCCCCCCCCAUAUUGAAUUACUUUCUCCCAUUGUUUCCCAGUGACCUCCCCUCUGAGUCAUGUCCUGCAAGUCUGACCCAGGAUCCACAAUCAGCACAUGGGCAGCGGGUCAGGCCCCUCAUAAAUAAAAUGUCAGGGCCACAGCCUCCUUUCCAUACCCCCCCCCUCCGGACCCAUCACAAAUCUAUACAAUAUAUAUGUGUCAAUUAGGACACGCCCACCUCUUAGGCAAGUGUGCAAUUACACACACACUCACACGGAGCGGCUAAUUUAUCAAGGGUCGAGGUCAAUUUUCGUAUGAAAAGAAAUCACAUUUCAAGCUAUUUUUGUCUACAUCGACUAGGGAAUAGUCAAAAUUCGAUUUGAAUUUAAAAAAAAAUUUGAAAAUUCAAACAUGGAAAUUUAUCAUGUACUGUCUCUUUAAAAAUUCGAUUUCAACCACUCGCCAUCUAAAACCUGCCGAAUUGCUGUUUUAGCCUAUGGGGGACCUCCUAGAACCUAUUUGGAGUCAUUUGGUGGACUUUAAAAAAUCUACAUUUUUUUGGGGAAAACUUUGAAUCAAAUUUGAUCGAAUGCGCUAUUCGUACAAUUCAAAUUCGGCCGACUUAAUUUCGGUUGGUCUCUUUGAAUUAAAAUUUUGAAGUUUUUUCAAUUUGAAAUUCGACCCUUGAUAAAUAUGCCCCUAACUGUUGAUCCAUUUAAACAUUCCCAACAUCUGAAUAUUGAUCGAUUGCUCCCCAUGAGCGCUACAGACCGGCCGCCAGAAUUUCGAAAGGCGAAACAGCGCAGGGCUCCCCCCAUAGAUCAGAAUGGCCUGUCAGGAAUCAGUUAUGGGAAAGAGCCCGAAUUAAAUGUCAGGAAUGUUUUUGUUGAUCAAAUAAUCCAAAUGUUUAAAAUGAUUUCCCUUUUCUGUGUAAUAAUAAAAUAGUCGCUUGUACUUGAUCCCAACUAAGAUAUAAUUAAUCCUUAUUGGAGGCAAAACCAGCCUAUUGGGUUUAAUUAAUGUUUUAUUGUUGUUUUAGUAGGGAGAUCUAAUUUACAGCAAGACCCCUUAUCCAGAAAACCCCAGGUCCCAUGUAUGGUGGAUAACAGGUCCUGUAUUUGUUAAAUCAGCAGUUUCACAUUGUCCAUUGUAUGACAUCACUAAUGACCCCAGUCCUACGGAAACGAGGUUCCAAAAAUGAUGUUUCAUCAAUAGAAAGAAAAAAUGAUGUAAUUCUGCCCCAUUAUGUCCAUUGCAGCUUUUAUUUACUAAUAAAAUCUCCUUUUCCUCUU